UCUUGUUAUGUCUAUGCGCGGCAGGUAGUGGCUGUUAUCCCGACCUCGACAGCCAGGUUAUAGUAGGACAUCCGCGGCGAAGGAGCUAUUAUGGAGAGAGAAAUUCAAUAUCUAACAUAGAGUUAUUGCUGCCACUAAUGGUCAGGGAUCAUGAGAAACAGCAAAAGAGAGAAAUCCACUACCCAAACGUAGAUGGGAAAGAUUUCCACCUAGAUUAUAAUAGACACAAACCUUCUGACUACAUCACAAAUAAUUUAGCCAUCUCACACGAUUCUUUAGAAGACAAAUCUGUGUAUGUCAGAGACGAUAAACAAAUCAAAAGUGUAAAGAAAGAAUUAAAAAACGAAGAUACUGAGUAUCUAAAGGAUAUAUAUUAUCAAAAAGAAGUAGCACCAAAAGCAGUACCAUUUAAACUGCUCAAAGUUUGCGAUAGGUUGCUAAAACAAACACAACUUAAGUCUAAUGAUAUUAAAAUUGAAGUUGCAAUACACUACUGCAGAGAGUUACUUGACACUUUAUUUGAAAAAGAUACCCCGACAGAAAUAUCUACAGAAAAUAAAGAUAAAGUAAUUGAUUUUAAAACGAAUAGCAAUGAAGACUCUGGUAAUGAAUGUAGUCAUUGUUUACGAUAUAUAUUUGGUAGUAUCAAAGGUAUGAAAGAUGAAGAUCGCGUUUUAAAUAAAAAGAGACCUUUGAGCCAUUUGCCUCCAGGACCUAAUGGUUGGUUUGGACCUUACAACGGAAGGAGAGAUUGGAUGGUGUUAAAUGAAAACUAUCCUGGAAUGUUAAGAAGUUACUUAAACAGAUUCAAGAAGAAAAUAUUCAAUUGAUUUUUUUUUCAGCGGCAAA
Manduca sexta (tobacco hornworm) is the source of this 849-nucleotide messenger RNA. RefSeq lists its product as uncharacterized. The record is from RefSeq and is a predicted model, not a curated record. Bases 138 to 830 code for a protein of 230 amino acids. Lineage: Eukaryota; Metazoa; Arthropoda; Insecta; Lepidoptera; Sphingidae. The transcript has 7 exons.